Messenger RNA from Notolabrus celidotus (New Zealand spotty), 4183 nucleotides. It is a transcript of the gene cd248a, whose product is annotated as CD248 molecule, endosialin a. Gene Ontology annotation, cellular component: extracellular matrix; external side of plasma membrane. Lineage: Eukaryota; Metazoa; Chordata; Actinopteri; Labriformes; Labridae. Gene Ontology annotation, biological process: cell migration. The coding region runs from base 236 to 2506 and encodes 756 amino acids. The record is from RefSeq and is a predicted model, not a curated record. The transcript has a single exon. Gene Ontology annotation, molecular function: extracellular matrix protein binding; extracellular matrix binding; calcium ion binding.
GGGCAGAGAGCAAGUGUGAGCAGAGAGAGAGAGAGCAUACAGACAAAGAGAGCAAAGAGUUCUGAUGAAGAGACAGAAGUUUGAGUGGACGACAGAAGAAGGACAAAAAGAGACAGACUUUUUAAGAAUGGAGAUGCAAGGGAGAGGGGGAGACAGAGGGUGAGUGAAGGUAGAGAGAGAGAGAGAUAGAGAGAGGCUGAGGGUGAGUAAAGGUAGAGAGGGAUUCAGAGUCAGGAUGGUCUCUCCGGUGAGCGGUGCCUUGGUUCUGCUCGCGUCCUCCCUGCUGGUUCUGCUCUGUGGGGUUUGGUGUGUUGUGGGUCAGGACCUCAGAGAGACGGACGCGCUCUGCAGUGAGGACAGCUGCUUCGUGGCCUACUUCCAGAGAAAGACCUUCCUGGACUCCUGGAGAGCCUGCAAGAAAAGAGGAGGAAACCUGGCUACCAUCAAACACAAAAGGGACGCAGCCAUGAUCGCCUCUCUGUUCUCCAACCUGGACCUCCGACACUCUCGUACCAAAGUGCAGGUCUGGAUCGGCCUGCAGCGCCAGCCUCGACAGUGCACCUCCACCCGCCCACUGAGGGGUUUCUCUUGGACCACAGGAGACCAGGACACAGAGUUCACAAACUGGCUUAAAGAGGACUCUCCCAGUACCUGCUCCGUGUCCCGCUGUGUGGUGAUGAGCUACAACACCCAGGAUCAUACUGACAAUUUGAAGUGGCUGGACGGAGCAUGCUCGGUGGCUGUGGACGGGUAUCUGUGUCAUUAUGCCUUUGAAGGAAUGUGUGUGGCCCUGUGGAGCGAGGGGGCAGGUAACGCCCUCUACACCACACCUUUUAACCUCCUCAGCACCCUGCUGACCCACGUACCGUUUGGAUCGGUUGCCACCAUGCCCUGUCCUGAAGGCACCAACGAGGAGCAGUCAGUGCUGUGCAUGCAGAGAGAGGACGGCUCAGUGGGGUGGUCCAGAGAGCCUCCCCUCUGCUCCAGCCCUCCUGUUUCUCAGAGCUGGUGUGAGCAGGAUAACGGAGGAUGUGAACAUUACUGUAAACCUGCAGGAGGUCACUCUUACUGCGAGUGUGCAGACGGGUAUGAGCUCGGGGAUGAUGGUCAGUCCUGUGAGCUAACUGAUUUCUGUCGGGAUGCCCCCUGUGAGUCUGAAUGCCUGCCCCUGUCAGACGGGUACCGCUGUGCCUGUCCUGAAGGCUUCAUGCUGACACCAGAUGAAAGAGGCUGUCUGGACGUGGAUGAGUGUCUGCAGAGUCCGUGUGAGCACCUCUGUGUGAACACAGCAGGGUCCUUCGAGUGUGGAUGUCGGGAGGGCUACCAGCUUGACGAAUCAGGGGGCUGUGAGGUUGUGGAUGAGUGCGGUCAUAACCCAUGUGAGCACGUCUGUGAGAACACGCCGGGCUCUCAUCUCUGUCACUGCCGCCUGGGUUACUCCCCGAUGCCCGAGGACCCGAGCAGAUGUCAGGAUGAUGAUGAGUGCCGGAUCCCCGGGACCUGUGAGCAGAUGUGUUCGAACAGUGAGGGAGGGUUUGAGUGUUACUGUGUGGAGGGGUAUGAACUCAGGGACGAUCACUUCUCGUGUCGAAAGAGAGGAGAGGAAGACCACCAGUCUGCUGCCACCCCUGCGUUUCCCUGGGGCACCCACCAGCCCGCGUGGGACCCUGAGUAUGACUGGACCCAGCAGAGCCACACUGACUGGCCUCUAGAAGAGGAGCCCUCUCUGGACUGGAUGACAGACCCGCCCAGAGUCCAGGAUUCUGAUGUGAUUUGGGUGACCAGCUCUGCCCAGGAGGAGCUGCCCUUUCACUCAGCACCGACAAAGGAGGAAGAGGAGUGGUUGCAGAGGUCUGAGCCUGACCUGGAAGCUUUACCAAAUACUACUUACCCCACACCUCCACCCACCCACGGAUCCAUGCCAACCCCCAGCUGGUAUAAUGAGGAUGAAGAGGAAGAGACCACCACUGCUCCCCCCCUCCUCUCCACCUCCACCAUCUCUGGGGGGGCCUGGAAUUGGUGGGCAACCACUUCCAGCCAGGAUCCAGGAAAUCCAGAUGAUCCCGUCAUUGACUACAACAAUCCGACAGAUUCCAGCGACCAAAGCGACCAGGAGCAGCCCCCCCUCAGGAAAAACCCAGAACUCCCGGAGGAGGAUCUGGGGGAGGAGGAAGAGGAGAUCACACGCUCCCAAGACCCCACGGUUCCCAUAGAGCUCCCCCCAUCCCAGCCUCCUACAAGCGUGGGAGAGGGGAGCACGAACACGGUGGAUCCAGAAGAGAAGGAGGAGGAGCGGCUGCAGAACAGCACCUGGCUCCUGGUGGGCCUCCUGGUGCCUCUCUGCAUCUUCAUCGUUGUGAUGGUGGCUCUGGGCAUUGUGUACUGCACCCGCUGUGCCGUCCAGCCCCGAAACAAAAACGCCACAGACUGCUACCACUGGAUCUCUGGAGCUCACGACAAACAGGGAGCUGCUCCCCCAUCAGCCGGGGUCAAGAGCCAGGUCUAACCCCAGAGAGAGUGACUGAGGGUUAGAUAAACAGACUCUGAUUUAGAGCAGGAGUGAUGGAUGAGGCUGGAUAAGGAGGACUAAUGUUUGCGAGGGACCUUAAAAACCACUGAGCCGGUUUGGGGUUUCUAUGAGAUACAAACUACUCUGAUGUUUCAAACACUGAGCACACAUCUGAUUUUAUGGCUUUGAGUUUUUUUUACAAUCAAAAUGUUUUUACAAAAAGUAAGAGAGAAAGAGUUCUUCAGAGAGCCUCAGGGUACUGAGGACUUCCUGUAAUAGAGCUUUCACCAGAACCAGUAAACUCUUUAAAGGGACGCAGACUCUGAGGUGAGGGGAUGCAUACUCGGAGGUAAAGGGAUGCAGACUCUGAGGUGAAGGGAUGCAGACUCUGAGGUGAAGGGAUAAAUGCUUUGAGGUGAAGGGAUGCAGACUCUGAGGUGAAGGGAUACAGACUCUGAGGUGAGGGGAUGCAUACUCGGAAGUAAAGGGAUGCAGACUCUACGGUAAAGGGGCAGACUCUGAGGUGAAGGAAUGCAGACUCUACGGUAAAGGGGCAGACUCUGAGGUGAAGGAAUGCAGACUCUACGGUAAAGGGACAGACUCUGAGGUGAAGGGAUGCAGACUCUAUGGUAAAGGGACAGACUGUGAGGUAAAGGGAUGCAGACUGCAGUAAAGGGACAGACUGGGAUGUAAAGGGAUGCAGACUUUGAGGUAAAGGGAUGCAGACUCUGCAGUAAAGGGAUGCAGACUCUUAGGUAAAGGGAUGCAGACUCUGAGUUGAAGGGAUGCAGACUCUGAGUUGAAGGGAUGCAGACUCUGAGGUAAAGGGAUGCAGACUCUGGGGUAAAGGGUUGCAGACUCUGAGGUGAGGGGAUGCAGACUCUGAGGUAAAGGGUUGCAGACUCUGAGGUGAAGGGAUGCAGACUCUGAGGUGAAGGGAUGCAGACCCUGGGGUAAAGGGAUGCAGACUCUGAGUUAAAGGGUUUACUGUGGGUCAGGGUUAGGGCUGCAGACCGCAGACUGUGGUGGUUUAGAUCUCCCUGUGUUGGAGUUUAAGAGUUUAAAGAAACCAAACCUUUCCUGUAAAUAUCUCCUCUCCUGUCUUUAAAAUUUGCUUUUCCUGUACCUUCCGGUGAUACAUCAGAGACCUGUUUUUAUGGAUCUCAUAAACCCGGUGAUAUGCAGAGGAAUGUCAGCGUGCACAUGGGAACACUUUCAGAGCACUUCUUUUUUCUUGUCUUUACGAACAGAGGUCAAAGGUCAGCUGUUCACUCUGAGCAAAGAGCUGCUGGUUGAUGUUAGCCGUGACCCUGUUCAUGAUAUGCCCAUCAGUCACCCCUCAUAAUCCCGAUUCAUCUCCUAUAGGCUGGAUCCAGAGUUCAUCCACACAGUGGUCCUGAAUGGAUCACAUCCAGCUGUGGCAGUCUGCAGCAUGAAGCAGAUCUCAGUUGAACACAGAAUUAUAGUCCCAGAUUACAUAGACACACAGGGAUGAGGACAGACUCUGCUCUGAGGUUCAGUAAACUUUAAAGGUCAGAGAAUAAAACAAACCAAAUGCACUUACCUGUUGAAGUUUAAAGGAGAUGAGAGUGUAUCUGUAAGUUAUUACAGACUGUGAAUAUGAGUUUUCCUGUGUCAUGUUAAAGCUGUAGAUUAAAGAGCUAACAGUGAUAA